Molecule: messenger RNA, 18864 nt
Organism: Closterium sp. NIES-65
Lineage: Eukaryota; Viridiplantae; Streptophyta; Zygnematophyceae; Desmidiales; Closteriaceae
Source: the annotation of a GenBank genome assembly
AUGGAUGGCGACGGAUCGGCGAAAGGUGGUGACGACGAUGGUAACAAGCCGUACGAAGAAGGCGAAGAUGACUACAACGUGGGAGAUGACAUGUACGGAGACGAAGGUGAUUAUGGCGAGGAAGGUGGUGCCGAGGGUUCAGGAAAAGGACGGCCGCACCCCCCUGGCGAUGGGCUUCACGAGGGGGGCGACGGCGAAGAGUACGGCGAGGAAUACGGCGAAGAGGACGCAGAAGGAGAAUAUUACGAGGAGGAAGAGGGUGUUGAGGGGCAGAAGGUGGGAGGCGUGAAGGGCGAAGGAGAGGGGGAAUACGAGGGGGAGGAAGGGGACUGGGAGGGCGAAGGCGAGUAUUACGAUGAGGAAGGCGAAUACGUGGAAGGGGGUGGCGAUGGUGGAGCGAAGGCGGCUGGCGAGGGAGAGGAGCACUACGAGGGCGAGGAGGGGUACGGCGAGGGCGAGGAGGACGGGGAGUGGUACGGGGAAGAAGGCGAGGGGCACGCGGAGGGCGGAGGGGGCGCGGAAGGUGGGGCGCACGCAGAAGGGGAAGAGUAUGCAGAAGGGGGGGAGUACGGGGAAGAGGGGGAGUGGGAUGAGGAGUAUGGUGAAGAGGGUUAUGGGGAGGAGGGGGAGUAUGCGGAAGAAGGGGGAGAGUACGCGGAAGAGGGGGGAGAGUACCCGGAAGAAGGGGGAGAAUAUGCGGAAGAAGGGGGAGAAUACGCGGAAGAAGGGGGAGAAUACGCGGAAGAGGGAGGAGAGUAUGCGGAAGAAGGGGGGGAACACGCGGAAGAGGGGCGCGAAGAGGAAGGUGGUGGUGAUGUUCUUGCGGAGGGGGCAGAGAGGGGCGAAGUUGAAGAAGAGCUGCCGCGGGAAGAGGGGGAUAUGUAUGCGGAAGGGGAGGACAUGUACGGGGAAGACGGGGACAUGUACGACGAAGAGGAUGAGGAGGCGGGGGAGGAAGGAGUGGAGGGGCAAGGCGGAGGAGGGGGGUUGGGGAGGGGCAAGAAAGAGAGCGGCAAGGGCAGCGCGGAAGGGGCUGAGGGCGGAACGGAGGAGGCGGAUGAACGGUUGGGGGAGGACGAUUUGCACCCGGAGGACGAGGGGGGUUACUUGGAAGAAGAGGGGGAGUACCCGGAGGAAGAGGGGGCAUACCCAGGGGAAAAGGUGGAGUACCCAGAAAAAGAAGGAAAAUUCCCAGAAGAAGAAGGGGAAUAUCCAGAGGAAGAGGGGAAGUACCCAGAGGAAGAGGGGGAGUAUCCAGAGGAAGAGGGGGAAUACCCAGAGGAAGAGGGGGAAUACUUGGAGGAAGAGGGGGAAUACCCGGAGAAAGAAGGAGAGUACCCGGAGAAAGAGGGGGAAUACCCAGAGGAAGAGGGGGAAUACCCGGAAGAAGAGGGGGAAUACCCGGAGGAAGAGGGGGAGUACCCGGAGGAAGAGGGGGAAUACCCGGAGAAAGAAGGAGAGUACUCGGAGAAAGAGGGGGAAUACCCGGAGGAAGAGGGGGAAUACCCGGAGGAAGAGGGGGAAUACCCGGAGGAAGAGGGGGAAUACCCGGAGGAAGAGGGGGAGUACCCGGAGGACGGGGGACAGGAAGGGGAGGAACCGGGGAUGCAGGAAAGGGAGGGGGGGCUGCAUGAGGAGGACGGCGCAGAGGGGGAGGCGGAGGAAGGAGUGUGGCGUGAAGGCGGCGACGAGGAGGAGGGCGCGAGGGCAGUGCUGUCGGAGGGGGAGGAGGAGCGCACUGAAGCAGCCGCGGAGGAGGGGCAGAGGGAGGAUGCGGGUACGGCGAGUAAGGGCGAGGGAGUUGCAAGCAGGGCACGCGGCGAGGAGAGUGAUGCAGAAGAUGCGGAUGAUGGGGGAGGUGGCGCCGCAGAGGUGGCGAGCGCGGAGGGCGAGGAUGAGCGGGGGGACGAGGGCGGCGAGCAGAGGGUUCGAAACGACGAUGAGGGCGCUGGGCUUGCGGAGGAGGAGAGGGAGGGGAGGGUGGGGGGAGGGGAGGAAGAGGUUGAGGAGCGUGGCGAGGAUGCUGAGGCAGACGGAAGGGACGUUGCAGGCCGCAGUGCUGGUGAGGGGAGCGACGAGGAGGGUGAUGGGCGCAGUGACGGUUGGCAAGGGUCACGUGGGAGGGCAGGCAGUGAGGACGAAGGGGGCGACGGGGAGAUGGGGAUGCGGAGAGCGAGUGAGGAUGGCGGGGAUGGGGAGGGAAGGGGAAGGCUGUACAGUGAUGAUGAUGAGGAGGAAGGGGGGUACGGUGGACGGCGAGGGGAGGGACGGGGCGAGUACAGCGAGGAUGAGAGGAGUGAUUACAGCGACGAGGGAGCGGGGCGAAGGGGAAGGCGACCCCUGUACAGUGAUGAGGAGGAUGAGGGCGCGCGCGGGAGAGAUGGGGAGCGGCCGCGGGGAAGAUACAGUGACGAUGAGUACAGUGAUGAGGACAGGGGGUACGGGCGACGCAGGGACAGGCGUGCUGGUGAUGAGGAUGAGGAUGAGGAUGAGGAAGGAGAGGGGUACAGGCGGAGAGAGCGGUAUAGUGAUGAGGAGGAUGGCGACGAGAGGAGGAGAGGACGCUACAGUGACGAGGAGGAGGAGGAAGAGAGGUACAGGAGGCGAGGGGAGAGGUAUAGCGAGGACGAGAGGUCGGAGGGUGCAGACGAGGAGGCCAUGGAAGGAGCAGAGGGGGAGGGAGCAGGAGGGGAUGGGGAGGGAGGUGCGGGUGCAGUGGAUGCUAAGGGCACAGGGGAGGGCGGCGAGGAAGAAGACACAGCUUCACAUGGCGCGGAGGGUGGUGAGAUGGUGGGGCAGGAGGACGAACGGCACAGCGAGGAGGACGAGCAGGGCGGUGAGGAGGAGGGGGGAGUGGACGGCAAGGCCACACGUCCCCAGGAGCGGAGUGAAGGGGAAGUGGACGCGGGGGAGGAUGCAGGCGAGGAAGGGACGGAUGCGCUUCAGAACGAAGGGGAGUGGGAAGGGAAGGAGAGUGCUGGGGAAGAGAAGAGAGGUGGGGCAAAUGACGUGAGUGGUGAGGAGGAAGAAGGGGUAGGAGGAGGCGCAUCUGGUGCUGAUUUUGGUGAGCUCAUGGGGGAGGAACGACAAGGGGAGGCGAAAAGGGACUUGCUCAGCGAUGGUGAGGAGGAAAGGCAUGCACACAGUGAGGAGGAGAGAGAUGUGUACAGGGACGAGGAAAGGGAUAUGCAUGGUGAGGAGGAAGAGGAUAUGUAUGGUGAGGGUGGUGCAGACAUGCAAAACGAGGAGGAGAGGGAUAUGUAUGGCGAGGAGGAAGGGGGAAUGCGAAGCGAAGAGGGGAGAGAGAUGUAUGGGGAUGGCGAAGGGGAAAUGCAAGGCGAGGAGGAAAGGGAAAUGCUAAGCGAGGGGGAGCAGGAUAUGUAUGGCGAAGAACCCGAAGGUGUCCAGAGGAGUGAGGAUGGGUUGAGCGAGGAUGAGUCUCUUCUGCGUGGUCGUGGUGGUAAAGCUGGUGCGUUCCGAAGCGACGCGGGAGAGGAGGCGGCAGAGGGUGAGGAGGCAGAAGGUGAGGAAGGUGGAAUUGAGAAAGGGACAUAUGGGGAAGGGGCCGACGAGGAAGGCAGUGACUAUAACGAGAGCCCCAGGGCUGAUGGAGGAGGUGGGACAGUGAGGGAGGAGGGGGACGAGGAAGAGCGAGAAGGAGAGGAGCAGGAGGAGAGGCGUGAGCCGGGGUUAGAGAGAGAUGAGGAGGAUGCGGCAGAAGAAGGGACCGAGAAGGGAGGGGCAGGAUCAGAUGAUGAAGGGAUGGAUGAGGAGGGAGAUGAAUAUAGAGAGGGAGACGAAGAGCUCUAUGACGAGGACGAGGAGCACGGGCUGACUGCACGCAUGCAGGGGAGGCGAGGAGGGAUGAGGGGGGAAGAGGAGGAAGAGGAGGAGGGGGAGGAGUUGUACGGAGGGUAUGGGGACGAGGAUGACCGCUCUCCACGUGAGUUUGGAGGGAGCGAAGGACUGGAGGGAGAGGAGGGCGAGGAGAGGGAUGGCGAUGGGGGGGAGGAGGAGCUGUACGGAGAGCAGCAUGAGGAGGAGGAGGGGGUGGGGGCGGGCGGAGAGACAGACGAUGUGUCUGAGGAGGGGUUGACACCAAGAGGGUUGAGGGGCAGUGAGCAGAUGAGCGUGGGGGAGGAAGAUGCAGAGGAGGAGGGGGAGAAGGGAAGGGCGAGUGUGAACGAGGAAGAGGAAGGCGCAGAUGAGAGAAAGGAUGUGUUGAGGAUGCCGGAUGUGCUUUCGGACGAGGAGGGCGAGAGGGAGGACGGGGAGACGCCCAGGCUUGCACGGCAGCGCGGAGAGGGCAGCAAGCACAAGGAGGAGGAGGAGGAUUUGGAGGAGGAGCGGAGGAAGGGAAGUGAAUGGGACAGCGAGGAGGAGAGAGUGAGGUCUGGUGCAGGCAGUGAGGAAGGGGGAACUCCAAGGGCGAUGGGGAGAAGGAGGAGGGGAGGGAGGCACCGAGAAGGGGAAGAGGAUGAGAGCGACGGCAGUGAGUAUGGCAGGGGGCUGCGAGGUGAGGGGUACAGUGAUGACGAGAGGUACAGCGGGCGGGGCAGUGAGAGGGGUAGUGAGAGGGGUAGGGGUGAUUACAGUGACGAGGAGAGGUACAGGCGGCGAUAUGGUGACGAUGAGGAGUUGAGUGACGAGGGCAGUGAGUAUGGGCGUGGGAGGGGGCCGGCCAGGGAUGGGUAUGGUCGCAGGGGGAGAGGGCUGGAGGGAGAGGAGGAGAGGAGGAGUGAGGAGGGGUCAGAGGUGGUGAGUGAUGUGGAUGGGGAGGAGGUGGUGGGCAGACGUAGCGAGAGUGGCGGAAAGGGUGCGGGGCAUGGGGUGGGUGGCGAGGAGGAGGCGGAUGGCGAGGAGGGGAGGGAGGAGGAAGCUGGUGAAGGAGGGGUUGAUGGGAUCCAGAAGGCCACAGAGGACGAGGAUGCACGUGGGGACGAGAAUCAGGAGGAGGGGGAGGAGGACGGGGUGGGUGAGGGGAACAUAGAGGGGAAGAGGCGUGUACGGUUUACAAAGGAGGAGGAGCAUGAGGUGUGGGAGACAGAGCGGGCGAGCGAUGGCGAUGGGGACGAGGACGAGGAGGAGAUUGAUGAAGACGAUGGGGGCAGGGGAGCGAGCACGAGGCAGACGAGGGCAGAGGGGAGUGUGGAAGGGAGUGUGGAAGGGAGUGUGGAAGGGAGUGUGGAAGGGGAGAGUGAGGGCGAGGGGAGUGUGGAUGGGAAGCGGAGGGAGAGGCGGAUAGUGUGGCGAGACGAGGUGGGUAAUGAGUUGGAGGAUACGCAGCGAGGCGAGGAGGAUGAGCAGGAGGGCGAGGAGGGGCCGAGGGAGGAGCAUGAGUGGGGGAGCGAAGAGGAGGAGGAUGAGGGGGGCAGGGCGAGGGAGGAGCAGCGCAACAUGGGUCCGCAUGAGAUGGAGGAGGAGGAGGAGGGCGAGGAGGCGGGGAGCGGCGGGGAGGAGAACUGGCGAGAGGAGUUUGGGAGCGGCAGAGACGGUGAGGAGGACGAGGAGGAUGAAGAUGAGGAGGGUGUGGAGGCAAGGGGUCGAUUUGGCAGGGGGGAUGGUAGAGACGAGGAGGAGGAGGACCUAUUCCCUGUUGGGGGGUAUGGGGAGGACGAGGAGGAAGAGGAGGAGGAGGAGGGGGACGAGAUGCGGAGAGGGAAGGAGGAAGAUGAGGAUGAGAUGCCUUACACUCCCCAGACGCCUGAGUUCAUGGGACGUGAGCAGAUGCGCGGGGUAGGGUUUGCACGGCGAAGAGGCGGUGAUGCUGGUGGGCACGAGGAGGAUGAGGAGCGAUCAGAGAGGGACGACGGGUCGGACGUGCACGAGAGGGACAGUCGUGGGGAGGGGCAGGAAGGCGAGGAGGAGGGAAGUGUGGAGGGGAGUGUGAAAGGGUUGCGGGUUAUGAGGCGCGGGGUUGGGCUGCUUGGCAGCAGCACCAGCAUGGGAGAGAGCUCGGAAGGCGGCGACCUGUUCCCUGUGUACGAUGAUGAUGAGGGGGAGGGGGAGGAGGAGGAUGGGCAUGGGGAGGGAGGGAGGCGGCGAGGCGAGGAGAAGUUGAGUAUAGAGGACGGGGAUGAGUGGGACAGUGGCGAGGAGGGUGCGAGCGACCAUGGUGGCAGGCGGGUUGGACAGGGAGCAUGGCGGGGGGAAGAGAUGGGGGAGGACGAGGGUGGGGAGGAGGAGGAGGAAGGGGAAGGGGAGGGCAGGGGGGUGGAGACGGGUCCAAGCAGAGGAGCGAGUGUGGGCGCGGGCGGUGCGUUCCCCAGGUCGGCAUCGCAGAGCCUCCAGCGCAGCAGCAAGUACAUGCGCGAUGUGAUGCUCGAGAUGCAGGCUGACGAGGACGAGGCGGAGGGUAAGGGCGAGGAGCGAGAGGGAGAGGAAAUGGAGGGAGAGGAGGGAGAGGAGGGAGAGGAGGGAGAGGAGGGAGAGGAGGGGGACGAGGAGAUGGAGGCGAGAGCAGGGAGGUUGAGCGGCAGGGUGAGAAGGGAGGGAGCGCGGUCGCUGCUGCCCAAGUCGUCGUCUCAGUCGAGCAGUCUGCAGCGCAGCGGCAAGUUCGAGCUUGACUUCCUGCACGAGCUCGACGCCGAGGCUGGUGGCUUGGCACGCUCCGAUGAUGGUGAUGAGGAGGGCGAGUGGGAUGAGGAGAGGGAGAGGGCGAGGGAGGAGGAUGGGGAGGGGGGUGAGAAUGGCAGCAUGGGAGGGGCCAGUAGAGAGGAUGCAGCGGAGGAGGAUGAGGAAAGUGAGGGGGGAGGUGGUAGUGUGGGGUUGAGAGGGAGGAGUGAGGCGAGGAUGGGGGAGGGGGGUGAGAGGCGCGCGUCUGCGCGGUCGCUGUUCCCCAAGUCGGCGUCGCAGAGCCUGCAGCGCAGCAGCAAGUACGUGAGCGACCUGCUCAGCGACCUGGACCUGUAUGGCGAUGGCGCCGGGCAGGGCGCAGGCGAGGGCGCGCAGGGAGGGAAGGCGAAGGCGAGGGGUAGGGAGGCGAAGGGAGGACUGCAGCGCAGCAGCAAGUACCUGACUGGUGGGGGGAUGCACGAGAUGGGGGAGGAGGGCGAGGAAGGGGAGGAUGAGGUGGGUGGGGAGGAGAGAGGGGGCGAGUGGGGCAGGGGCAGGGGCGAGGAUGGCGGGCGGCAGGCGGCAAUGGCUCGCUUCCCCAAGUCGCAGUCGCAGAGCCUGCAGCGCAGCAGCAAGUACAUGAGCGACCUGAUGGGCGAGCUGGGCUUGCAGCGAGGUGGCAGUGGUAAGGUCGGUGAUGGUGGUGGCGCUGGCGCUGGUGGUGGGCUGAGGAGCCGCGCGUCUGGCGGGCUGGAGCGCAGCAGCAAGUAUGUGAAAGACUUAAUGGAGGAGUUGCAGGAGGAGGGGGAGCCAGGGGACGGGCGCGAGGAGGAGGAUGAGGAGGAGGAGGGUGGUGGUGGAUUUGGCAAUGGCAGUGCGAGAGGCAGCAGCGUGGGCGGGGGGGCAGGAGGGCUGCAUAGAAGCACCAAGUACGUGAAGGACCUGCUGUCUGACCUGGAUCUGUAUGAUGAUCACGUGGCUGCUGAGGCUGCUGCAGACGCUGCUGCUGCUCUCGCUGCUGCCAGGGGCGGCCGUGCUGCUGGGUCUGGUGAGGCGGAGGAUUAUUCAUCGGAGGAGGAAAGGGAUGGGCAAGAGCAGGAGGAGGGGUAUGGGGAGCAGGAGGAGGGGUAUGGGGAGCAUGAGCUGGAGUAUGAGGAAGACGAGGAAUUCAGAGAGGAGGGGGAGGAGUAUAGGGAGGACAUGGAGGGGGAUGAGGAGGUAGCAGAGCGGGCAUGGGAAGCAGAGCAGCAGCAGCAGCAGAAGCAGAAGCAGCAGCAACAGCAGGCGUCGUCGCAGCAUGAGCAGUCGUCGCAGCUGGCGCGCAGCAGCAAGUACAUCUCGGACCUCAUGGACGAGCUGCGCAGCGAGGAGGACGAGCGCGAGCAGGAGGAGAUGCACGCCCGCGCCUCCGCCACCCAGGAAGGGCUGCAGCGGAGACCCAGCGGCAUGCAGGGGGGGCUUCGAGGCGGGCUGAGGCGGAGUGGUAACCACGUGGGCGACGUCCUGGCUGCCAUGGGGACAGAGGAGGGGGAUGCAGUGGGGGGCGCGGGGGAGAGGGAGGGGGAGGAGGAGGUGGAAGGGAUGUGGGAUGAGGAACGGGAAGAUUGGAAGGAUGGGGAAGGAGAGGAGGGUGAGGAGGGAGGGGAGAGAGAGGAAUGGGAGGAAGGGGUGGGGUAUGGGAGGAGGGAGGAUGGGCGGGGGUCGGAGGACGGAGAGGCGCUGAUGAGAAGCCCUCGCGGUGAGUGGGAGGGGGAGGAGGGCGAGGAGGGGGACGAGGGGGAGGAGGGGAGGAGGUUUGGUGAUGGGGAGGAAAGGGAGGAAGAGGAAUGGGAGGAGGGAGCAGGGUCACAGCAGGGAGGAGAGGAAGGAGAGGAGGACGCGGGCAGGAGGAGGCGGACGAAAAUACAGUGGAAGGAUGAAACAGAGUGGAAGGGAGAUGGGGAGGAGGGUGGAGAGGAGUGGCAUGAGGAGGGGGGUGAGGAGGGAGAGUGGGACAGGGAGGGUGAGGAAGGGAGGUAUGGGCAUGGGGAUGAGGGGGAGGGGGUUGAUCUGUUCCGUGAAGGCGUGCAUGGUGGCAUGGGUGAUGAUGACGACAUGCGUGAUGGCGUGCAUGGGGGCAUGCGUGAUGGUGUGCAUGGGGGCAUGCAGGGCGAGGAGUGGCGCGAUGUCGAGGACGAUGGCGGGUACGGGCAGGGCGAGCGGGGGGAGAUGGCAGAGGAGGGGGAGGAGGGGGAGGAGGGGGAGGAGGGCGAGUGGGAAGGGCAGGGCGCGAGGGGCAAGGGGCGAGGGCACAGGGGUGGGGACUCGGGAGGGAGCUUCGACUUUGGGAUGGGCUUGCAGGGAGGGGCGCAGGGCGAGGAGGGCGAAGAGGAGGAGGAGGAGAGGCGUGAGGCAGAGCUUGCGAUGAGAGAGGAGGGCUUUGGGGAGGAGGGCUUUGGGGAGGAGGGCGAGUACGAGGAGGGGCUGGAAGGGCAUGGCAUGGAAGGUGAGAGGGUGGGUGAUGGGGAGGCGGAGUAUGGGGAUGAGUAUGCGGGCCACGGGAAGGAGGGGUUUGAGGAGGGCGACGAGUACGAUGAGGGCAGGGAGGGGCUUGGUGGGGAGGGGGAGACUGGUUUUCUGGAGGGGGACGAGGGGUAUGUGGAGGGCGAGGACGGGUAUGUGGAGGGCGAGGAAGGUUACGUGGAGGGAGAGGAAGGGUAUGAGGAGGAAGGGUUUGAAAUGGAGCAGGAGAGGUACGGAGCAACCGGGGAGGGGUACGAGGAAGGGGAGCACAUGCAUGGCGAGGGGCACGCGGAGCUUGAUGGCAGUGAGGGGCAGGACGAGUUUGAGCAUGGGGAGGGCAGCGAUGAGCAUGCUGGUGCUGGGGGUGCUUACAGGCGGGGAGGCGGGGAGUAUGAGGAGGAUGAUGGGGCGUAUGAGGAGGGGGGUGAAGAGGGGUACGAGGGAGAGAGGCACGGGGUGCAGCAUGGGGGCUUGGAGUAUGGGGAGAUGGAGGGAGGCGAGGGGGAUGAGUACGAGGGUCACCCAGAGGACGAGUAUGGACCGCCUGAGGAGCAUGCGUAUGGGCAGGCGGGCGAGGAGGACUAUGAUGAGUACCAUGAGGGGCAUGGGCAUGGGCAUGGGGAUGAGGAGGGGCAUGGAUAUGAGAUGGAGGAUGGUGAGGGCGAUGAGUACGGGCAUGGGGGGGCAGAGGAAGGGGAGGAAGGCGAGGGGCAGGGCAUGGAGGGCGACUCAGACGAGGGGCAGGCGGCGCCGUACGACCACGAGGACCACGAGUUCUACCGUACACAGGACCACCGCGACGGCCACGAUGGCCACGACGAGGGCGGCAACGACUGGCUGCUUCCUCCUGGUGGGCGGCGGGGCUCGUCGGAGCUGUACCGGGGGCGCAGCCUGGGGCGUAUUGACGAGCAGGUGGUGGCGGGGGCGGGCAAGCAGCGGUCUGACCUGCAGCGCGGGGGCAGCCUCAACCAGCGCGACGGGUCGUGGCAUGCCCAGGGCGGGCACGGCUCUCAGGGAGGGCUGCGCCGCGGGCUGCGACGUGGCGGCAGCCUGAACCAGCCGGACGGCGACUGGGUGCAGGCGGGGCAGCCCUCGGCGCACAGGGCGUCCUCCCUGCGGCGGGGGAGCAGCCUCAAGUGGGCAGAUGAGGAGGAAGCAAAGGGGAGAGGAGGGGGGAGUGGGGGAGGAGCUGGGGAGAGUGCGGAUGGAGGGAAGGGGAGGGAUUUGGUGAGGGGGCGGAGUCUGGGGAGGACGGACGGGGAGUGGAUGGACCGGCGGGUGAACCGACAGCUGGACGAGCUGAUCCACAAGGAGGGUGUGCGCAUCGAGAAUGGCGUGCCCUCCCGCUCCCGCUCCCUGGGGCCGGGCGUGUGGAGCAGCCAUGACAGGGAGGAGGGGGAGGAGGACGAUGGGCAGGGCGAGGGCGGCAGCGGCAGGGGCAUGCGUGGGCGCGGUGGUGGUGGGGGUGGUGCAGCGGAUCAGUAUGGCGAUCUUGGGCCGUUCAAGCCGCGCCCGCCGUCGCGAUCCCGGUCGUCGAUUCCGGCGGAGCAGAUGGCAUCGACGGGCCUGAGGGGGUCGCGAUCAAAGUCGCUGGGCAAGAACGUGACGUGGGCCCUGGAUGAGAAGCAGAGUGACCGUGAGAGGGAGGAGGGCAGUGGCAUGUGGGCGGAGGAGGGGGGCAAGUGGGGCGGCGGACGCAUUCAAGAGGAAGAGGAGGAUGGAGAGGAGGUGGGGGAGGAGGACAGGAGAGUACAGGAGGAGGAUGGGUAUGGCGGGCGGGAGAGGGACGAGGAGGAGUACUUGGAAACUCUGCAGGAGGAGGAAGGGGAGGGCGAGGAGGAGGAAGGAGAGGAGGGAGAGGAGGAGGAGGACGAGGAGGAGCAGGAGCGGGUGGCGAGCAUCAAGUUCCAGGCGUCGCGGUCACAGUCGCUGGGCAAGGUGGAGGCGCACUCCAUGGCUCUGGGGCGCAUGGCGUGGCACGCGGGCGGCCAGGGGUACGAGGAUGAGCGGGCGGAGGGCGGGGACGGGGGCGAGGAGCAAGGGGGGUGGAGGCGGGGAGGGGCGAGGGGCAAGGCGAAGCCGUCGCGGUCGCAGAGUGUGACGGCGACGGAGCUGCUGCGCGCACAGGUGGGCGCGGGCGGUGUGGGGAAGUCGGAUCUGCUGCGCACCGACUCUGUGUUCGCCAAGCUGGAGCAGCACCUGGUGCAGCGGCGCGGACAGGCGGGGUAUGGGCAGGGGGAUGACGGGGAGAUGGAGGGAGAGGAGGGUGUGGAGAUGGAUGGGGAGUAUGGCGCGGGGGAGGAGGGCGUGUAUGAGCGGGAGAGGGAGGACGGGGAUUGGGAUGGGGAAGGGGAGGAGCGGAUGGAGGGCGAGGAGGAGUAUGAGGAGGGGCGGCAGGAGGAUGGAUAUGGCGAUGGGGAGGAGAGGUACGGUGAGGGCGAGGGAUAUGGGGAGGAGGGUGAGGGGUAUGGGGAGGAGGGAGAGAGGUAUGGGGAGGAGGGCGAGAGGUAUGAGGAGGAGGGAGAGAGGUAUGGGGAGGAGGGAGAGAUGUAUGGGGAAGAGGGAGAGAGGUAUGGGGAGGAGGGAGAGCGGUAUGGGGAGGAGGGCGAGGGAUACGGAGAGGAGGGAGGGUUUGAGGGAGAGGGUGAGUAUGGUGAGGAGGAGGGGAGAUACGAGGAGGGCGAGAUGGGGGGUGGAGAGGCGGAGGAUGAGGAGGACGAUCGCGAGCGACAGAUGGAGAGGGAGAGAGAGCUGGCGCUGGAGAUGGCAGCCGAGAUGGAUGAACGGCUGGAGAUGCGCAUGGACGAGGAGCACGAGGGGAUCAAUGGCCUGGAUGGGUUUGAUGACGAGCUGGACGGGGAGGGCAGCCUGGAGUUUGAGGGGCAGGAUGAGGCGGGGUCGCAAGAGCACGUGCAGGAGCAAGAAUACGAGCAGGAGCAGGAGGAUGAGGGUGAAUACGAGCAUGAAGGGCAUGGCAUGGAUGGGCAUGAAGGAGAGGAGGGCCAUGGGGAUGAGCAGGGGGAUGGGCAUGGAGAAGAGUACGAGGGCGAGUAUGACGGCGAGCAGGACCACAUGUUGGCAGGCGGGGAGGGCGAAGGGCUGCUGGACGAGGUGGGUGAGGAGGUGCUGCACGCGUGGCGCCUGCCGUCCAUCGGCCCGCGCGCCCCCCUGGGGUUCAACCUGGACGCCAUGCACAUGCCGCCCUCGCCUGCUGGCAAUAGCCCCAUGGGCAGCCCCCUUGGCAGCCCCUUCGGGCACGGCGCCCCGAGCAGCCCCCUGGGGGGCUUUGGCUCCGUGGCAGGGGGGGAUGAGGGCGGGCGGGCCGAGGGGCAUGGCGGCAUGGCGCAUGGUGGCGAGCUGGAGCACGUGCAGGAGGGCGAGGGGGAAGGGGAGGGGGAGGGGUAUGGGGAGGGGGAGGGGGAGGGGUAUGGGGAGGAGGGACAAGGGGAGGAGGGGUAUGGGGAGGAAGGGCAUGAGGAGGAGGGGUAUGGGGAGGAGGGGUAUGUGGAGGAGGGGCAUGGAGAGGAGGGGUAUACGGAGGAGGGCCAUUUAGAGGAGGGGUAUGAAGGAGAGUUUGGUGAGGGCGAAGGGUAUUACGAGGAGGGGGGUGAAGGUGCUGGGGGGGAGUAUGGUGAAGGGCAGGAGUACCAUGAUGGGGAGGGGGGGUAUCAAGAGGUGGAAGGGCAGUACGAGGAGGGGGAGGGAGGAUAUGCGGAAGAGGGACAGCAGUUUGUGGAGCAUGAAGGAGGUGAAUAUGGGGAAGGUGAUUAUAACGAGGGUGAAGGGGAGUUUGAUGAGCAGCAGGAGUAUGAUGAGGGGCAGCAGUACGCAGCAGAGGGGCAGGGGCACGUGGCUGACGGGGAAGGGGGGUUCCACCCAGGCGAUGGGCAAGCAGAGGGCGGGGAAGGGGGCGGUGCUGAUGGGGAGUAUGGCAAGCAGUAUGAUGGGGAGCACUAUAACGAGGAUGAUGGAGGAGAGGGUGGGUUCGGUGGAUUUCAAGUGGGCGAGGAGGAGGGAGGGGAGGGAUGGGAGGGCGAGGAGGGAGGGCAGGGAGAGGGGUAUCCAGAUGGGGAGGGGUAUGGGGAAGGGGAGUACGGUGGUGAGGGGGGCUAUGACGGGCAUGCACAGGGGGGCCAGAUGGAGGGAGGGGAGUUUGAGGGCUUUCAAGGGCAAGGCGAGGAAGAGAGCGGUUAUCAGGAGGGGCAGUAUGGGGAGGGGGAGGGGGAGGGGCAGUAUGGGGAGGGGGAGGGACAGUAUGGGGAGGGAGAAGGACAGUACGGGGAGGGGGAGGGACAUUAUGGGGAGGGAGAAGGGCAAUUCGGGCAAGAAGAUGGGCAAUAUGGUCAGGAGGAGGGGCAAUUCAGGCAGGGAGAGGGCCAAUUUGGGCAGACGGAGGGGCAAUUCGGGCAGGGAGAGGGGCAGUAUGGCGAAGGGGAUUAUGGGAAGGAGGGUGAUUGGGGCGCAGGUGACUACCAUGAGGGCGAGGGUGAUUAUAACGAAACUCAGGAUGGGUAUGUGGAAGGUCAGAACCAGUUUACUGAGGAACACGGGGUGUAUGGGGAGGGGCAGUUUGAAGGGCAAGGGCAUUACGGGGAGCAAGGGCAGUACGGAGAGGGUGAGUACAGAGGAGGAGAGUACAGAGGAGGAGAGUAUGCGGGGGAGGGAGAGUAUGCAGAGGCAGGGGCGCAUGAUGGUGGACUGGGAAGCAGUCAAGGUUUUGCAGGUGAGCAGCAGCAGCAGUUUCAACAGCAGCAGCAGCAGCAGGAUUGGCAGGGAGGAGGAGGCGAGGGCAGUGGGGCAGGGGGCACGGGCGCCGGUGGGGAGCAGCUGGAUAGCACGUUCGAGUUCAUGCAGGGCGCGGUGGGGGCGCAUGAGGGAGGCGAGGGGCUGCAGGAGGGGCAAGGCGGGGAGGAGGACAUGGGACAGGACGAGGGAGAGUAUGAGGAUGAGGAAGAGGAAGAUGAGGGAGAGGAGGGUGAGGACGAGGAAGAGGAGGAAGAGGGGGGUGAUGAGGACGAGGAGGAAGGAGAGGAGGGAGAGGAAAGUGGCGGGUUUGCAUUUAAUGUUGCAGGUGAAGAUGCGGAGGAGGAAGAAGAUUAUGAGCUAGGAGAGGAAGGGGAGGAAGAGGAGGAAGAUGAGGAGGAAGAUGAGGAGGAAGAGGAGGAAGAUGAGGAGGAAGAUGAGGAGGAAGAGGAGGAAGAGGAGGAGGAAGAUGAGGAGGAAGAAGAGGAAGAGGAGGAGGAGGAGGAAGAAGAGGAGGGAAGUGAAGCGGAGGGUGUUAGUGAUGAGAACGGGGGAGAGGAGGAUGAAGAGGAGGAUGAGGAGGAGGAAGAGGACGAGGAUGAGCAUGAGGAAGAUGAGGAAGAUGAAGAUGAGGAGGAGGAGGAAGAGGAGGAGGGGGCGGUGAUCGACAUAUUUGGGACGGGCAUGGCGGAGGGCGGGUCGCAGGGUGUGGUGGGCGCGCUGGGGGGGUCCAAAGGGCUGGCCCUGCUGCUGCAACAGCAGCUUGCCGCCGCACGCGCCAAGGCCAUGGGGGGAGGCGAGGGUGGUGUGGUGGCAGGCAGCGAGGAGGAGAGUGAGCUCUCCACGCCCUAUGACACGGAUGCAGGUGAGCUCUCCACGCCCUAUGACACGGAUGCAGGUGCGUUGCAUUGUGGCAACUCACCGCAUGGUGCGCAGCAGUGCAUGGUGCGCAGCAGUGCAUGGUGCGCAGCAGUGCAUGGUGCGCAGCAGCGCAUGGUGCGCAGCAGUGCAUGGUGCGCAGCAGUGCAUGGUGCGCAGCAGUGCAUGGUGCGCAGCAACCUCGAUACAUCGGACUCCAACACAUCAGGCAACCGCCGCACCGCCAUGCUGCACCACGCCGACCCCUCCGCCACCUCCGCCGCCGCUGCAGCGGGCAUGGGUGUGUUCCCGGCGUUGGGAGCCGGGCUGACAGCAGCCAGUGCAGCGCGCAGCAGCCGGUCGGGUGCAGCCACGGGUGCGGGUCGCGGUGCUGCCGGCACAUCACGGCGAGCGGCAGCAGCGGCACGGCAGCGGGGGGGGGCAGCGAGUGGGGCGAGGCUGACGGCAGAGUGUCUGCUGGGCGUGCUGUCGUUCCUCGACUCGCCUCACGACUGGAUCAGCUUCUCCUGUGUCUGCCGCGCCUGGCGCCAGGUGGCACACCAGGGUCUCACGCGGCUGAAGCUACCUAGGGGCAAGCGGGUGAACGCCAUGGGGCUGCUGAGGGCGCUCUCCUACUCGCGCACCCUGCACUCGCUGCUGCUGCCCUCCGCUGCCCUCGACGCGCCCGUCUCCGACGACUUCCUCUGCACCAUCGCCUACACGUGCCCGGCCCUCACGCACCUUGCCCUGGGCCCCGACCCCGACCUGGGCUUUGCGUACGGCCCGCACGGGCUCUCCACGCUCUUCAAGGGCUGCUCGCUGCUGCAGCGCCUCUCCAUUGAGGCCACCCCGCCCCGCACCGCCUUCUCCGGUGCUGCUGCUGCUGGGUCCGUGGUUUCGGGCAGCGAUUCGGCCAGUGGCAUACAGCUGAAGCAGCUGAUGAAGAUUCUUUUUGCCCCGGGCAGCUUGAUGCCGCCAGGGGUGGGUGCGGGUGCGGGGAGCGGGGAAGUGGGAGGGGCGAGAGAGGGCAGCACCAGCAGUCCUCUGCUCUUCGCUGCUGGCGGGGGCGCCAUGCCGCGCGGCUACCCUGGCGACGGCACUCCCAUGGGAGGGGCAGGCGCACAGGGAGGGGCAGCAGGUGCAGGAGCAGCAGGCCGGGGGAACAGGGCAUCUGACAUGGCGGGGAGCAUAAUAGGCGGCACCAUCACGGGCACCAUAGCGGAUGGGCUCAUAGGAGCCGCCAGCGGCAGCACCUCCCUCGUCGGCCGCAUUGCCAGCAGCGCUGCAGGCGCCCUCAUCUCCGACAGCUGGCGCUCUCUGGUUGGUGGGGACGCAGCGGGUGCGGGGACAGGAGCGGGGGGGAGAGGCGGGUGGUGGACGCCACAGACGGGCAUCAUGCCGGGCCUCUCCCACUCCUCCACCUCCGCUGCUCCCACUGCCUACGGCCUGGGAGGGCUGUUCAGCAGCUUCGGCAGCAGCAACACUGGCAGCAGGGGCGGCAUGGGCGGGCUGCCAGCGGGGGUGAGCAAGAGCGUGGCGGAGCUGCUGCACGACUCCGUGCCAAUCCGCCUCGCCACGCCCGCCAAGUCCAACCUCCUCCUCCACUCCUCCCCUGACCUGGGCCGGUCCAAUCUCAGCCCUGCGCGGGCCAGGCCUGCAGGUGUGGCGUUUGGGUCAGGGGCGUGGGCGGUGUGUGGCAGCGUGGGGAAGAGCAGCAGCGAGGGCGGCCUAGCAGGGAGACCGGGGAUGGGAGGUGGGGUGUCAGGAGCUAAGACAGGAGGAGGCAUGGGAGGAGCAGGGGAGGAGGGCGAGGCACAGGGGGUGGUGACUGUGAUAGACAUCCCUGAGUCGCUGGGGCUGCUGCAGCACCUGCGCCAGCUGUCGCUGCACAUCAACAACCCGCGGCAGCAGGUGCGCCUGCCCGACUCCAUCGGCCGCCUCUCCCUGCUGCACGACCUGCACCUCGCCUUCCCCCUGCCCGCCUUCGUGCCGCCCUCCCUGUGGUCGCUGCCGUCGCUGCAGCGCCUGUCCCUGGCGGGGUGGAAGGGCCUCGCCUUCCUGCCCAACUGCCUGGACGACCUCUCCAGCCUGCGCUCGCUGCACCUGCGCUGCCACGACCUGCUCGACCUCCCGCCCUCUGCCGCGCGCCUGCAGCACCUCACAGAGCUGCUGUGGGAGACACCGCGCCGUGGCAAGGACCAUGGGGAUGCUGUUGGGGGUGGAGGUGGGGGUGGGGGUGGGAGUCUGUUUGGGGAUCACUACCAGCACCACCAGCAGCAGCAGCAGUCGCUGGAUAGUGCGUCGGUGCCGCCAUCGCUGGGUCUGUUCACGCAGCUGCAGCACCUCACGCUGCGCAACGCCACCUUCUUGCCGGACGACCUGCAGCUGCUGGCACCCAGUCUCACGCACCUGCAGGUGUGGGGCGCCCACGGCCACCUGCGCUUCCUCCCGCACUCGCUGCUGCGCCUGCGCCGCCUGCACCACCUCGACCUGCGCGGCGCCUUCUCCCUCGUGCCACCUGGCAUCGGCUGCCUCAAAGAGCUGACUCAGCUCUGCCUCGUCAGCGGGUCGCUGGAGAGCCUGCCGCCGUCCAUGGCUGAGCUGGCGAGCCUGGAGGAGCUGCGAUUGGACGGGUGCUCGGGCGAUCUGCAGCUGCCCGACAUGCUCUUUGCCCGCCUCAAGCGCCUGCGCUCACUCUCCCUGCCCACCAAUGCCGCCUCCACUGUGCCGCGCGGACUCACCCUGCUCACCUCGCUCGCCUCCCUCUCCAUCGAGUGCUCUGCCUCCGUCCCCACACCCCAACCAGCCGCCGCUCUUGCCAUCCCCGACCCCCUGCCGCUCACGCCUCCACCGCCCCCAACACCUGCCGCUGCCAUCUUCAGCGCCCUCGCUGCCUCCUUCUCCCCACCACCACCUUCUCGAUCCCGCUCGCCACACCGCUCCCCCUCACCCAUCCCCUCCAUGACCCCCCUCCCUCCUCCCUCCUCUCCUCUCACCGACUCCUGGGACCCAUCCCGCCUGCCGCCUGCACCCACCGCCCUGCCGUCCACAUCGGUGCUCCCUCUGGCCUUUGGCUCGCUGGCCAGUCUGCGCUCACUGCGUCUGCUGUGCCCGCACGUCACGGCCCUGCCGCCCACCUUCGUGGCGCUGCCCCGCCUGGAGGACCUGCAGCUGCGCUUCUCGGGGUCGCUGCCGCGCUCCUUUGGCGCGCUCACAUCGCUGCGCUCGCUCGUGCUCGACAGCCCCAAGCUCUACGCGCUGCCCGAGUCCAUUGGCAACCUCUCCCUGCUCACCUCACUCACGCUCGCCUGUGCGCACCUCACCCUGCUGCCCGUCUCCAUCGGCCAGCUCACAGCGCUGCGCUCGCUCAAGAUCCUCCAGUGCCACUGCCUCGAGUCCCUCCCCUCCUCCCUCUCUGCCUUGGCCAGCCUCUCCCUCCUUGACGUCUGCUGUGACAAUCUCAACUGGCUGCCCGUGUCGUUUGGCCGCCUGUCUGCACUGGAGGAGCUAUCCCUGGCAAGCAAGAACCUCACGCAGCUACCCGAGAAUUUUGGGCAGCUGCAGCACUUGCGCCUGCUGCGGCUCGACUGCCCGGCGCUUCAGAACCUGCCCGCAACGUUUUGGCAGCUGCCGGGGUCUAGCUCUGACUGUCCUCGCCCCACCCUUCCUCGAGUGGUUGUCCCUACCUUUCCCGAGCGUGACCGCCCGCAGGGACAGACCAAGCGCAACGCCGAUGCUGCCCCGCCAAGUCCUCGCCACCGCAUGAUGAAACGCCAGCGGAAUGCCAUCACCGCGAAGGAGAAACUCCACUGGUUGAAGAUGCAAGACUCCCAGCCCGACCUCUCUAAUCGCGUGCUGGCGAAACUCGCGAACGUGCAGCCCUGCCAGAUCCGCGAAUGGAAGAAGAUGCGGGAGCGGCUGGAGGUCGCUUCCAGCUGCCGCCGUCGCCUCCUGGGGCAGGGGCGCAAGUCCAAGUACCCGUUCAUGGAACGGGCUGUCUACCGCCAGUUCCUGAAGCACCGGGCGAAGGGCCUUACCGUCACGGUCAGCAUGCUCCAGAAGUGGAGCGCCAAGUACAUGAAGCACAGGAUGCACGUGGUCAACUGGCACGCUUCGUUCCGGUGGGCGACUCGUUUCCGCGCGCGCUGGCAUUUGGCGAGGCGGGUGAAGACGAAGAUGGGACAGAAGCUGGCUGCGGGUAAGUGA